Messenger RNA from Eremothecium cymbalariae DBVPG#7215, 5445 nucleotides. RefSeq lists its product as uncharacterized. The transcript has a single exon. Gene Ontology annotation, cellular component: ubiquitin ligase complex; cytoplasm. Gene Ontology annotation, molecular function: ubiquitin protein ligase activity; zinc ion binding. Gene Ontology annotation, biological process: ubiquitin-dependent protein catabolic process via the N-end rule pathway; protein ubiquitination. NCBI's taxonomy places the organism in Eukaryota, Fungi, Ascomycota, Saccharomycetes, Saccharomycetales, Saccharomycetaceae. The record is from RefSeq and is a predicted model, not a curated record. The coding region runs from base 1 to 5445 and encodes 1814 amino acids.
AUGGCAGGCAGCAUCAACAAUAUUAGAGAGUACCUAGCACAUCUGCCACAGCUAUCGAAUUACCAGUUGAAUGAUACGGUGCUAUACCAACUUUGGAAGGUUCUUUUCCAGUGUCUGCUAAGUGAUGAUGGGGGAGGUUCGAAUGGUGUUGAUUGGAAGGGUUUGUUGCAUGUUUAUGAAAGUCCCAAUUGGACGAAUGGGGUAUUUCAGUCUAUACGGCUACCGUCAGGAUGGCGGGAGAAGUUUUUGGAUGAUUACACAAAGAUGAGCUGUGCCGCCGUUAACGAUCACAGAGGUACCAGUUGUAAUAAGCAUUCGCAGCCGACGGAGACGGUGUAUUAUUGUUUUAAUUGCACCACGAACCCGUUGUAUGAGAUAUGUGAUGCAUGUUUUGAUCCUAGUAAGCAUGUAGGUCAUCGGUAUACUUCGAAGGUGGUUAGCAGGCCGGAGGGGAAGGUAUGUCACUGCGGAGAUCCGUCAGGUUUAAGUGAUCCAAAAAAUGGGUACGAAUGCAAGAAUGCGCUGAAUAACGGACCGAAGGAUAUGUUAGAUUAUGCGCACGAUGAGAAGUUUAUUUCGGUUCUUGCUCCUGUAUUGGAUUACAUUAUUGACACAGUUACACAAGUGAAAGCGUGGAACAGUGACGAUGUGUUUUUGACCGUUCCUAUGAUGCUGCAACAAUCUGAAUACCAUGCAUUGCAGUUGUAUGAAAAGGACUGCAAAAUUCACAUAAAGGACUUGGCUGCAAAAAUCAGCAGAGUGUUGCACAAGCCCUUAGAGUAUGGCAUAAUUAUGGUGGAAAAGUUGGUUCGUGGUGAUGCAUUUGUUAUUAUAUUGGAAUCUAAAGAUACCCAGAAGCUUAAAAUGAUUAAAGAUUUAUUUGCAAGUGAACAUGUUACGGUGCAUAUGAAAAACAAGAGUAAAAUUUUCCAAGAGUACAUAGUAGAUGAGCUUAUCAGGUGGAUUUAUGAAUUGUGUUGUAGAAGACCUGAUGUUAGCAGGAAGUUGGCUCUUCGAGUAGGAAUGAUGGAUGCAUGGGAUUCGAAAAUUGCUGGAAUGAAGUACAGUGAGUCUUCUAUUUGUUCACAGUGGUCUAAAAUAUGUUUAUCAGGAAAUUUCACUGUGCAAUUCAAUCAAAGAAGCACAUUUCCAUGGUGUGUACCUUGGGAAUUCCGACCUGCGAAAGAUGAAAAGUAUGAUCCUAGAUUGUUAAAAAUUAUGGAUCAAUAUGAUAAGCGACUAUCCAAGAUGGAUCUCGAAGAUUCCACAACAAGGUCCCCGCACUUGGAGGGCUCUCGUUUUCAAUAUUUGGUGACAAGCGGCACGACUGUAAUGUCUAAGAUAUCGAAAUUUAGAAUGAUGAAGAUAAUUUGCUCUAUGUUUACUAUUAUUGAUGAUUCUAAAAAGUGGCUAGCUGCCCAAUAUUUGGAUGUUUACUGUGCUGUCCUUUAUAAUACGGUUGCAUCCGAAUCUGCUGAUUACAAGAUUUCCUUAAUGAAUAUGUUAUCUCAAUACAUAUUUCAAAACCCAAAUAUUGCAAAUAUGGUCAUCAAGAAGGCUCCAGGGUUUAUUCAAAGGGCUUUGCAGUUUGCAUUUGCCUUACUGUCAUUUUCGCCCGCCACUUUAUUCGAUUGUCCUCCUAUCCCAUUGGCAUAUGAUUUAAAAUUACCGGAAGAGAGUAUUAAAAGCAAGAGAUCAGUAGUUUGCUUUAAGGAUGUUUAUCUGAUAAUGUCUACAAACACGGUACCAGAAGCACUUUUCCAAAAUGAAGAGUUAACAGCAGUUAUAAUCAAAUGUUUUUCAUCAUUUAACAAUAUCUUACCUUUAAGAAGAGAGGCUAAAGAACAUGUGGAAUUUGAAAACUUUGAUUUUUCGUCAUAUUAUUUUUUAUUUUCCUCGAUUUUGGUCAUGGUUGAUGGUUUUGUAAGAAACGUGUGCCUAAUUAAAGAUCCAGAGCUUCGCAGAGAGGUGGUUCACCAUUUACUAACUUGGUCGAUGAAUCUGGAAAUUAGACUACUAAAUCUGUUUCGUAGAGGUGUUUCUCCAACAGAAGCUUAUUGGGAUCCAUUAGAAGAGGAUUAUACAAAACUUCAAGUUCAAACAACCAGAGAAACAGUUUGUGAUGUAAGUUCUGAUGUUAUAAGUUUUCAAGUUGGCGUAGAAGUUCAGAACUUUUUCAAUCCAAUGUCAUAUUUCUUUAAAUUUGUGCUGCAAUGGAGCCAGUGCGGAAGGUAUGAAACAUUACCAAAUGAUUUAAAGGGAUAUUUUGAUCUUCAGUCAUUUUUUAAUGAUAGCAAAAAGUUAAUAUGGAUGACAGAAUCUGCGCUAUCAACUUUAGUAUUGAUAGCUCAAAUUAACGUUGGGUUUUGGGUGAGGAAUGGUGCUCCAAUUGUCCAUCAAUUGAGGAUGUACACCAAAUAUAGCAUGCGAGAAUUCACUUACUUUAGUGAUAUUUUUAAUGUACAAUUGGCUAUGAGUCUAGCUAAUCCAAAUGAUUUCUUAGUUGCAUUUAUUUCAAGGUGGAACUUAAAGAAUUGGUCUGCUGGUUUACCUAUGGAUGAUUACCCUGAUAAAGAUAUAACCUCUGGUAUGGCCGAUCAGUGUUUGUUGUUAUUGAUUCAAUUAUUAUCCGAAGUACGGUCUUUAACAAUGUCAUCAUCAGUAGAGGGCUUUGAGAAAACCAUGAGAUCUGAAAUUAUACAUGCAUUAUGUUUUCAUAAUUGUAGCCACAGUAACUUAAUGAAUGUGAUCCCGGAACACGUUACCAAACAUCCUGCAUUUGAUUUAUACCUUGAAAAUUUAGCGGAUUAUACUCCUCCAAGUGGAUUAACAGAUCAUGGCGUUUAUACUUUAAAGGAGGAGUAUAUCACUGAGGUUGAUCCCUAUUUUGUUGGUUUUACAGCGACUAAAAGGUACGAGGCUGAAAAGCUAAUGAGAACUAGGAUGGAAAAGAAUGAGCGUAUUCCCUACGUGAGUACUUUUAUUCCUGCAAAGGAUGUGCUUACUGAAUUAAAAUCUACACCAUUCUGUAACUUAUAUCGGAUCACCAGCACCGAUCUUUUUGGCAUCUUCUUGAAAAGCAGCCUCGAACAUAUCCAAAAGUUUAAAUAUGAAUCAAUGUUGUCGAAAGUUGCUCAUAUUGUCCACUUAUGCUUAGUCAAUAAUUUGGCUGGCUUUGUGAAGGUAUUUUGGAGAGAAUAUUCUUACGAAGAAGCGGAAUUAUCUUAUUACCAUAGCAUAGGAUCUCUGCUCUUCUCCUUUCUUUUAAAGGAAGAGUUUGCAAGUGAUCAUGGUAAGAUUCGUGAAAUUUUCUCAAUGUUACAAAGAGACGCACCUCAUGUUAACAUAGAGGGGUAUUUGAAGGAGCAAACGCCAAGUUACAAUUCUGAUCUCCUAAAGACUCAUACUAGAAGUUUAAAGAGAGGAGAUGAUGAAUAUGAUCGUAAGAAGUUGGCCAAGAAGAAACGAGACAGGUUAUUGAGAAAACUUGCAAAGCAGCAACGCCAGUUCAUGGAGAAUAACAAUGUAACUCCUGAGGAUAUCGACUCAAGGGAGACUACAGUGGACAGCGGUUUUGGGUCACUUGGCUGGGAUUAUCCUGAUGAUACCUGUGUAUUCUGUAAGAUGCCUCGUGUUCAGAAUGAUACCUUUGUUUAUUUUACUCAUUUUGAGCAGAACAUUGUGGAUAAAUACAGUUGCUUCAGUGAUUUACAUCGCUUGCAAACGGUUCAAAGCAAUGAAAACAUUCAGAAGGUUCACGCAUCACAAGGUGAUACUAAUGUUUGUCAUGUUGUUAAAGCAUGUGGUCAUGGAUCCCAUUUUUCAUGUAUGGAGCGUCAUAUGAAAGCUUCCAGGAAUGCGCACAAUCAUAUGACCAAAAACGUUCCUAAUGGAUUAGGGUUUGCAUUAUUAUUUUGUCCACUUUGUAAUUCAUUAGUCAACUCCUUCAUUCCUCGGCUUUGUGAUAUUAAUCCAAGACUUCAAGAAGAUGUUUUUAUCGGUAAUCAUCAGCAUCGAUACACUAUGAGCUCUGAGGAGUUGGAUUCAUUGUGCUUAAAAUCUUUGAUAAUAUUUUGCUCUCUAACUGUGCAGUCCAAAUUCUCCAGACUCCCUGACAUAUAUACGUUAUUUUGCUCCAUAAUUGCGAAUACUGUUUCAAACACAGAACUUAUUGUGAGGGCAGGUGAUCCUUCUGUUAGUAUUACCAAAAGAUUUACAAACCAGCAAUUAUUAACUUUGCGCCUUUUAACGGAGUUGAAGAUAUACAUUUUAGAAAGAAAAUUGUUCUCGCACCAAGGGGGUAAAGGUAGUGAAUUCCCAAGUCCACCAGUACAUGAGUACAAUGACUGGAUGACUUUCAAUGCUGAAUAUUUACACAAUAACCUUUUAUUGGAUGCCUGUCGAUAUUUAAAUCCCCUUGCUCGGAAGGGCACUUCCUUUGGAUCUUUUAUCUAUUCGACCAUCAAGAGAAAGUUGCACCAACUUUUUAUUGCGUUGGCAACAACUUUAGUAGAGGACUCUGGCUGCAUAGUGGAGGAUGAGCAAUAUGAUAUGGAUUGGGAAAGUGACAACUCUAGUUCUGAGCCGUUGGGCGCCGGUUAUAUUCUGAAGAUAGUCCAGUCAUAUAUUGUUGCGUUGUCUGUUGCUAUUUCGAUCAACCAUGCUCAAUUGGAUAGGUUGUUGAGAUGGAAGUCAGUAUUGCAUCAAGUUGUUUACCAAUCCAUUCUCAUAUUUUUGAACAGGGUUUUAAUUUUAAUCUAUGCUGAAUAUCCUAUUAUUAAAAAAGAGUUGCCGAUGACGGACAAUAAUUUAGAUCCUUUAUUGACUUACUUUGGAGUACCGUCCUUGGAUCAGAUUUUGGUCGAUUUCACUGAUAAUGAUCUCCCCUAUACUAAGAAUUCUAUCCUGGAGUGUUCACUGGGCCCAAAUGUUCAAGUAUAUGCACAAAAGGUCUACUCUCUAAGAAUAGAAUCGCCUUAUGGCUCUCCAUUAGUGCCAUUACCCAAGAGAUUAUCCGAACUAUUAUCCAGUGAGGAAGAACAAGUGCAAUAUCGCAUUAAUAGACAUGAAGUCGCUAUAUGUUUAUUUUGCGGUUCCAGAGUAUUUAUUCAGAAUGCUUCCAUGUUGCAUAAUUUUAUGAUUGGGGAGUGUACAAAUCAUUAUUUUAAUGAAUGCACUCAAAUGGCUGUGUAUGGAUGCUUUUUAUUGGUUAGAAGCAAUACUGUGUAUUUGGCAUAUGGUGAUCGCGGCACAUUUUUUAAAGCGCCAUACAUCAACAAGCAUGGAGAAGUUGAUGAGGACUACAAAUAUGGAACACCGGUAUUUCUAGACGACAAAUUGUACUCCCAUUUACGUAACGAUAUUGUUCUUGGUGGUAAAAUACCCCACUUGGUCCAUAGACUGACCGAAAACAUGUCCGAUGUCGGUGGUUGGGAAAGUAUGUAG